Molecule: messenger RNA, 1647 nt
Organism: Spodoptera littoralis (African cotton leafworm)
Lineage: Eukaryota; Metazoa; Arthropoda; Insecta; Lepidoptera; Noctuidae
Source: the annotation of a GenBank genome assembly
AUGAGUCAGAAGGUGUCCCGCAAAACGGCGGUCAGUGAAGAAGUUGAAAAGAGAAACAGUCCAGUAAAAGAGAUGAAAAAGAAAAUGGCGGCGAACGCAGAAAAAGAGAAGCAAGCUGCAGAGAAGGCAACAGAAAAACAAAUAGAGAAACCGGUAGAAAAGCAAGCAGAGAAGGAGAAGCCUGCUGAAAGUAAAGACAAACAUGAGAAGAAUGAGAAGCCAGAGAAGAAUGCUGAGAAACAGACUAAAGAAGAACAGAAGAAACCCGAACCUCAGCCGGAAAAGACCAAGGAAGCUAGCAAAGAUGAUAAGGAUAAGAAUGGAAAGCCAGAGAAAUCGGAAGCGAAAAAGUCAGAGACGUCAAAACAGAACGGCAAACAGAAUGGGCGCGAUCGCGUGCACAACGGAGUGUCUGACGUCACGCUCGGUACCAACGGCACUGAUGACGUAUUAAACGGAACGGUGAGUGCGGACUCUGAAGACGAUGACGUCAUGCUCGUCAUCGAUGACAACGACCAGGACGACUUGUUCCCGGAGCUGACGUAUGAAGAGACGUCUGACGGAGACUGUUUCGAACUGCCCACACCUGAGAGUGGGCCCAGCAGAAGCCUCACGCGACGAUCACAGGUGAAAUCGACGCGGACGCCCGAGACGCCGCGCCCAGCGUCAGACAAACAAACAGACAAGGAUGCCGACGAUCCAAAAGAUAAAGUGUUGAAGCUCAAAGAAGAUGCGACAGUGCCUACAGACAGGAAGCUACGUUCCUCAAACUCUCCAAAGCCACAAGAAGGCAAGAAAGACUCAAAGAAGGAUAAACUUGAGUCUCCCACUAAGGGGGAAGGGUUACCGAAGGUAGAUGAGAAAGAAGAAGAUGCAGCGAAAGUGGAGAAAGGGAAAGAAGGUGAAGUUGACGUUGAAGUUACGCUCGAAGUGCCUGGGAAUGAGGAGGAGGAGCCUCGCAAGACGGACACCAACUUCUCCAAGUCGCGCGUCAAGGUAUCUCCAUACAGACGCAGCAUGCGCAUCGCAGACCAGACCAAUACUUCGCUGCAGGCUAAUUAUACAGGCAACAACACAACAAUGGAGAUGGACAUAUCAGAGUCCUCAGUCCUAGAAGAAGCUCCGCUCGACGACAGUUCAUACCUCCGUGGACUGCGCAGUAUCCGCGGCCGGUCCUCGUACAAGCCGCUCAAGGAGAUCACUCUCAGACAUCUCACCAGCAAGCGGACUACCACUACUACUACAUCUGUGACAUCCCCAGCCCCGUCCACGGAGUCCCACAGUCGUCCAACGGGUACAGUCGUGGGCCGCAAGCGUAAGCCCGACACCAACGAGCCCGAGCUGGCCGUGGAGGUGACGGAGAGCGCGCCCAGCAAGCGCAUGCGCGUACUGGAGCGACUCGCCGAGCCAUUCCGACGGGUCGCCGCCGCCGCCGCGCUGCCUACUGUCGCCAGGAGAAACGCUGAGAUCGUGGGCAUCAAUACAGACUUACCGCUGACGGCCCCCGUGGCGUCGACGGAGACGUUUGACCCGGAGUCACUGAAGCCGGCACCGACCGGUCCGCCGCCGCUCGUGCCAUCCUCCGAACCAGUCGCCGUCCCACUCGUACACGACGAGAAAGAUAACAAGAGGUGUGUCAUCAUGUAA